Messenger RNA from Phyllopteryx taeniolatus (common seadragon), 2818 nucleotides. RefSeq lists its product as uncharacterized. Bases 289 to 1140 code for a protein of 283 amino acids. The transcript is spliced from 6 exons. Gene Ontology annotation, molecular function: oxidoreductase activity. Lineage: Eukaryota; Metazoa; Chordata; Actinopteri; Syngnathiformes; Syngnathidae. The record is from RefSeq and is a predicted model, not a curated record.
GAGCUGGAAAUGGAACCAAAUGGGCAACGUUGGGCUUCUAAUGGGAGCGUUUAAAGUUACGCCUUAGUGUGUCGAGGUAAACGGCUUUUCGGCACGUGCGUGAGCGGCUGUCACGCGUGACUUGACCGCUCACGGCGAACGCGGCGCCGCUUCUUUUCCGGGUGCACCGAGUUUGGGUUGAGCGCGGCCGGGCUACCGCGAGCCUUCCGUCCGCCACAGCCCGCUAUUGAGCCACCCGCGAUGGCGUGUGUCCGCUGAAAGACCGCAGCGGCGGCCGCGGCGGUGACUAUGGCGGCGUCGCUGCUCUCCGAGAGCGACAUCAGGCACCGGUCCAUGGCGGAGGAGGAUCCGAACGGCAACGAGCACGGGGCGGCCGGGCGCAGCGCGGCGCCCCGCUGGGGACCGCGGCACGCCGGAGCCCGGCAGCUGGCUCGGCUCUACUCUCCCGGUAAGCGUGUCCAGGAGCGUGUGUGUGUGCUCGUGUGCCUCGUUCUCUUCGUGGUCAACUUCACCUUGCUCCUCCUGCACUUCUCCACGCUACACUUAUACAAGAUCGUUCUUGGCAUUGUGCUGGGAAUAUUGACAGCAGACUUUGCAUCGGGAAUGGUACACUGGGGGGCGGAUACUUGGGGAUCUGUCGACAUCCCUCUUAUUGGCAAGGCAUUUAUUCGGCCGUUCAGGGAGCACCACAUUGACCCGACCGCCAUCACCCGCCACGACUUUAUUGAAACCAAUGGAGACAAUUGUAUGAUCCCCAUCUUACCACUGACGCACAUGGCCUACAAGUUCUUCACUUGCACACCAGAGGCCUUGGCGGCGUCUUAUCCCUGGGACUGCUACGUCUUCGCCCUGGCCGUUUUUGUCACGUUGACCAACCAGAUUCACAAGUGGAGCCACUCCUACUUCGGGCUCCCGCGUUGGGUCACGCUGCUGCAGGACUGGCAUGUGGUGUUGCCACGGAAACACCACCGCAUCCACCAUGUCUCGCCACACGAGACGUACUACUGUAUCACUACAGGCUGGUGCAACUAUCCAUUGGACCAGCUGGGCUUCUGGAGGCGCGUGGAGCAUCUGAUCGAGCGACUGACUGGUCAAAAGCCUCGAUCUGAUGACCUGGCCUGGGCCAAGAAGACUGACUGAUGGAUGCAUGGACAGACGGAAAGGAGGAUGUAGAAACUGUACACAAGGAGAUGAUAUAUUAAAAGAAAAGCUUACACACACACACACACCAUGUAAAUGUUUCAGUGCUUCUGUUGUAUUUAUUAGAACCCUUUUAGCAAUAAAAAGUUCGGUAAUCUUCGUAGAUGCAAAAUUAUGUAUAUUGUCUAAAAAGGUUUGUGAAAAAAAAAAAAAAAGCUUUCCAAAUGGCAACAUGAUUUAAACGUAGCAACCAAUCAGCUCGUGUAUUUAGAAGAGCACUUUAAGCUGCGAGGUGUGCUGGUGUGCUGGUGUCGGAGGUUGGGCUCUCCAGGGCUGAUGCCGUGCUGCCUAACGCACACAGUAACACACACACACACUCACACGUAUUAUUGAAUGAAAGAAUAAAGCGAAAUAUUUAGUUAGAAUAGGACCACGUUCAUUUGGGGAGUUGUUAUUAUUAUUUGCUUCACACUCAGCAAUUAGGCACUGUAUCUAAUACACUGAAAGCCAAUGUGUCAGGAAAUAUGUUAUUAAGAUACGGCCAUCAUUCGUGGGAAUGGAGAAAUGUGUACACACCUUGAAUAAUAAUGAAGGCAGAAUGUCAACUAAUUUAGUUCAUUUUGAAAAUGCUCAUGCAAUCUACAGGCAUUUAAUUUGGUCCAUAUCACAUUCUAUAUCGAAGCACGAAUUGCUUUCAAUGCCAUUAGGUUAUAUUGGUAAAGAACGAAACAUUCAUUGUUUUAUCAAAUUUGAAAGUAAAAUCUACUGCAGCUGUAGAUUUUGGGAAGACGUUGUGGUACACAUGCAGCACAUAACAUUAUUUUGUCAUUUAUUUAUAAUUAGCUUAGUUCGUUUCAGUUUGACUUCCUCUUAGCCUUGCAUUCGUUGGCUCCCCCCUGUAAAUUGUUGCAUCAUCAUUGAGAAAAAACAUUUACAUACAGGUGCAUCUAAAAAAGUAAGAAUAGCAUGAUUUCAAGUUCAUUGUUGAAGUAGUUCGAUUCAAAAAGUGUAACUUGAUUCAUUUAACUCAUUGGAAAGCAUUUUUGGAAGGAUCAUACCUCCCAAAUGUUUGUAUUCAAGAACAUUGAUUCUUAUGGAAUAUUCCAAUUUCUUGAGAUGGUGAAUUUGGUGUUUUGUUUAACUAUUAGCUAGAAAAUAAUAAUAAUCAUACAAAUAACAAUUUUUAAAAAUUUCUGUGUGCAGUGAAUCUAUACAAUACAACAAUUUCAAUUGUUUUUUUUAAUUGAACAGUCGAAACAAAAUGAGUUUUCCAAAAUCUUCCAGUGUGUUGAGCUGCACUUGUAUAUGUCGUCGUCCCACGUCAUGUCCCGAACAUUCCUGGUGCUGUCUGUCAACAAGUUGCAUUCACUGCAUCCACCUUUGAUACAAAAACAAGUCAAAAAGUUUUUUCUGCAUUCAAAGGGUCAAGAAAUAACAACACUUUAGUGUUCCUCCAAACACAUUAACGCUCAUGAGCACUCUCACUCCAAAUUUCUGUCACACAUGCGCAAAUGUUUUGUGUUGUGUUUGGUUGUUUGCUCGAUAAAAUUACAAUUUUCUAUUUUCUUAUUAACGAAUCGAGCCACGUCCACUUUACAUAUUGUAGUUUGAUGCUCGCUGCUUGUCUGCCUUAAAUGUUUUUAUCUGCUCUUUCAUUUGAAUAAAGAGCUAAACUAUU